Molecule: messenger RNA, 1560 nt
Organism: Insectozyma verbasci
Lineage: Eukaryota; Fungi; Ascomycota; Pichiomycetes; Serinales; Debaryomycetaceae
Source: the annotation of a GenBank genome assembly
AUGUAUGAUUCAUUGUUACAAUUACCAGGAGAAAUCAUAGAUUUAAUAAUACUGAAACAAUUAAAAUCAGUAUGUAAUUAUUAUCAAGAUGAUCUUUCAAAUCUAUCAAAGUCUUGUAAAUCAUUAAAUCAAUAUAUUAAUUCGAAUUACUUAUACAAACAUAUAAUCAUAUAUGAUAAUGAUAAUUCAUCAAUCAAAAAAAAUAAAAAUAAAAAUAAAUCAAAUUGCGUUUUCAUUCACAUUAAUAAAUUAUACAUAUUUGCAAAUUCAUUAACUAUUGAAAAUUUCAUCAAUAUCAAAUCUAUUCAAAUUUAUUGUAAGUCAAAUUUUAAUUGCUAUGAUUAUUCACAUUUAUAUUCGAAAUUUAAUCAAUUUUGGAAAAUUGUACAACAUCCAAUUGAAUUUAUAAAUUUUGAUGUUGAAAAUAUUCGUAAAUUUCAGUCAAUUAAUCAAUAUCUUUUAAAUAUGGCACAUACUGAUGUAUUGGAUGAAAAUGAUGAAACUAGUGAUGUCACUAUUUAUAAUAAUAAGUUACUAAAUUUAAAAAAUUGGUCAAUUUUAAAUAUUCAAGAAUUGAUAAAUUUAUUACCAAAUGAUAAUGAUAAACUAGAAAUAUUAGAUUUCUUUAUUGAAACAUAUAAUAAUUAUAUACCGGCAAACCAUUAUUUAAAUUACGAAAAUUUAAAAGUUUUAAAUUUAAAUACCACCAUUUCAACUAAACUUUUCAAAAAUUUAUCAAUUAAUAUUCCAAAAUUACAAUCAUUAUCAUUAGUUUAUUCGCAUUCUUUUAUUGAAUUACCAUUGAAAUUCUCAGAUUUGGAAAACAAGAUUGAUUUCAAUUCUUUAAAGUAUUUACAACUUAAAUUAAAUUGUUUACAUCCCAAUUGUAAUUGCAUUAAUGAAUUUUAUGAAGAAUUAUCGAAAAAUAAACAAGAUUUUACAAAAUUACAAACCUUGUCAAUUGUAAACUUAAAUUCAAAAAACUCAACUAAUAAUAUACAACAAUAUCAAAACUUGAUAAACUUUCAAUUUGCUGGUUUAAUUGAAAAAUUUACAAAUUUGAAAAAAUUAUUUUUCAACAUUAAUGAAUAUUCAAGAAUUGAGGGAAUAAAUUUGAAUCAAUUUUUUAAUAAUAUUAAAUCUAUAAAAUUUUUGGACUCUUUAAUUGUUGUUGAUUAUUUCAAUUGGUUGCCUGAUAAUUAUAGAAAUGGUAUAAAUGGUUGUAAAUGUGGUGAUUGUGUAAAAAGCAGAUCUUUAUUUACUCAACUUUCCAAUUAUGAUGCAGGUAAUAAUUUUAAUCAUAAUUUCAAGAAUUUUCAAUAUGUUGAUGAACAAUCAUCAGAUAUUAUCAUAUUAAAUAAACACAAUCUUAAAUUUAUUUCAUUUUUAAUUGGUUUAUACAAAAAACAAUUUGAAAAUCAAAUUAUCUAUCCUAGUUUAAAAGAAUUUCAUAAGAUUAAUGAGUUUAAUGAAUUAAAAAGUUUAUUGAAACAUAAUUUUAUAGAUGGUAAGGAGGGUAUUGAUGGAGUUAAUGUUAAUUUGGGUGGGAUAGAGUUAUAG